Amoebophrya sp. A120 is the source of this 430-nucleotide messenger RNA. Lineage: Eukaryota; Dinophyceae; Syndiniales; Amoebophryaceae. The record is from the annotation of a GenBank genome assembly.
GGCGGUGAAAUUGGGUAGUAUGUAGUGAGGUCACCGAACGGUUCUAACCAGGGAGUUUUUUUGACAGCUACCCUGAAAAACGACCGGCAGUUUUCAAGCGGCCGGAGGCGUUUUUUGACAUAAAAAUUUUUUAAUUAUCAAGCGGACGGGGCUUUGCCGUCAAACAAGCCCGGUCGAAAACUAUCGACUCGCACUUGAUAAAACGACGCAGGGGAGCCGGCAAAAGGGGCGCCCUUCUGAGGCGCCCGCCGCCUUGGUUUCUGGCGAUUUGGGGCGCCCAAAAAGGGGCGCGCAAAAAACGCGCCCAAAAUCAGAACAGCGAAACAGCACGGCACGGCCGCGAUUUCGGAGCAUUUUGGGCGGCCGCGAAAGCGGCUGCCUUUUCGCCGGUUUCAGAGCCUGGGAAGCUUUGCAAAAGGCGCCGGCGUGA